AUGCCGCAGCCACUGAGUACGAGAGAGGCCAACCUCUUUCGUACCGUCAUCCGCCACUAUGAGGACAAGCAGUACAAGCGCGGCCUCAAAGCCGCCGAACAGAUAUUGAAAAAGAACCCGAAGCAUGGCGACACCAUGUCCAUGAAAGCUCUUAUCCUGAAUGCUCAGGGCAAAACGGAAGAGGCCUUUGCCCUGGCUAAGGAGGCCUUGACCAUCGAUAUGAAGUCGUACAUCUGCUGGCAUGUCUACGGCAUUCUCUACCGCACUAACAAGAACUUUGACGAGGCCAUCAAGGCCUACAAGUUCGCCUUGAAGCUUGAGCCCGAAUCUCAUCAGAUUCAGCGUGACUUGGCGGUUCUGCAAAUCCAAAUGCGCGACUAUGCCGGCUACGUCCAGAGCAGGUUAAACAUGCUUAAGGCGAGGCCCCAGAUACGCCAGAACUGGACAGCUCUCGCCAUUGCCUAUCACCUUGAGGGUAACCUUGAAAAGGCCGAGCACAUCUUGACCACGUACGAGAAGUCUCUUACCACUCCACCGCCGAAGACCGACCUGGAGCACUCGGAAGCCCUUCUCUACAAGAACACCAUCAUUGCUGAGAGGGGCGAUAUUGAGCGCGCACUGCAGCAUCUGGAGACCGAUUGCAAGCAUUGCCUUGACCGCUUGGCUGUCAUGGAGCUUCGCGCCAGCUACCUAUCGAAACUUGCUCGGAAAGAUGAGGCUGCCAAGGCUUACCGUGCUUUGCUGGACAGGAAUCCUGAGCAUAUGGAUUAUUACAAAGGUCUCAUCAGCGCACUGGACAUUUCUGCCGACGACGAGGAGGCCCAGAAGGCUGUUUACGACGAGUAUGCAGCUAAAUAUCCUCGUUCUGACGCUGCCAAACGUCUUCCUCUAAAUUUCCUUUCCGGUGAACGUUUCCGCACAACGGCAAAGGCUUAUUUGACUCUUAUGUUUGACAAGGGUGUUCCGUCCACAUUUGCAAACCUCAAACAUCUUUACUCUGACUCCUUUAAGAAGGAAACUCUUGCUUCCCUUGCGGAAGAGUAUCUUAAUGAGUAUGUCAAUGCCCGGCCCUCGGAUAACCAAGCCGAUGGCGACGGUUCCAAGGGCAAGGGAGCAGCUCUCUACUACCUCGCUCAGCAUUACAAUUACUACAUGUCCCGUGAUCUUACACGAGCUCUUGAGUAUGUUGAAAAGGCGAUUGAGCUCGACCCCAAGAAUGUGGACUUCCACAUGACCAAAGCCAGGAUCUUUAAGCAUCAAGGUGAUCUUGCAAAGGCUGCAGAAACCAUGGACUAUGCGCGGUCCCUUGAUCCUAAGGAUCGAUACAUCAAUUCCAAGGCUGCCAAAUAUCAGCUGAGGAAUAAUGAGAACGAGAAAGCCCUUGCCACCAUGGGCUUGUUCACUCGGGCAGAAACAGCUGGUGGGCCCCUAGCCGACCUCACAGACAUGCAGUGUAUUUGGUUCCUCACUGAGGACGGUGAGGCAUGGCAACGGCGGGGCAACACUGCCCUUGCACUCAAACGCUACCACACCGUCUUCAGCAUCUUCGAUACUUGGCAGGAGGAUCAGUUUGAUUUCCACAGUUUUUCUCUCCGGAAAGGCCAGAUCCGCGCGUACGUUGAUAUGGUGCGGUGGGAAGAUCGACUGAGAGAGCACCCGUUCUACUUCCGGGCUGCUCUGGACGCUGUUAAUCUGUAUUUGUCCAUGUACGACAAACCACAGAGCGCAAAUGGCGCCAACGGAACAGAAGCAGCCAAUCCCAAUGGUGAAGACGCUGCCGAAAAGAAGAAGGCAGCCAAGAAGGCCAGGAAAGAGGCCCAGAAAGCUGAGCGUGAGGCUGCUGAGCGUGCUGCUAAGCAGGACCCAAAUAAGCCAGGUGCUCAGAAAGGCAAAGAGGAAGAUAUUAAGAAAAAGGACGAUGAUCCGAACGGGGAGAAGUUGGCUGCUACAAAAGAUCCGCUUGGUGAUGCCAUGAAGUUCCUGAACUAUAUCCUGCAGUUCAGUCCCAAGAACAUUGACGGCCAGAUUGCCGGCUUUGAGGUCUACAUCCGCAAAAAGAAGUACCUUCUUGCCUUGCGCUGCCUGAAGGCCGCGUCUGCCAUUGACAAGAACCACCCUAACGUUCUAGAACAGGCCGCAAAAUUGCGUAAGAUUGUGAGUAGUGCGUUGGGUUCGAUGGCGCCCAAGUUGAGGGAGGUCAUUCAAGCAGAGCUUGUUGGUGUGCCUGGCGCCUAG
Molecule: messenger RNA, 2235 nt
Organism: Thermochaetoides thermophila DSM 1495
Lineage: Eukaryota; Fungi; Ascomycota; Sordariomycetes; Sordariales; Chaetomiaceae
Product: N-terminal acetyltransferase-like protein
Exons: 3
Coding region: 1-2235 (744 amino acids)
Biological process (GO): N-terminal peptidyl-methionine acetylation
Cellular component (GO): NatA complex; cytoplasm
Molecular function (GO): protein binding; protein-N-terminal amino-acid acetyltransferase activity
Source: RefSeq, a predicted model, not a curated record